AUGUCAGACAGCGCGUCCGAAUCAGGGCGUUCGCUUGCGGAGGAAGAGAGUGAAGACGAACUCAUCAUGAGCGCCUUUGAUGCGAGCUUCGAGAAGAUUGGACGGGGCUUCCCCCGCAUCAGCUUUCCGUCAAUAUGGGGUGCCAAAUCUGCAGGCCCGGGCACCAAGGACGAGGUCGAAGGCGACUUUGGGCGUUGGAGCCGCAGGUUUCAAAUGAAUACAUUCUUGAAUGAUUUACAGAAAGGACUUAGCUUUUCUAACGCUCUCACACGUCUGCAAACGGUUAAGGCCAUCACCGAGGAGGCAAUCAGCAACGCGAUUAACAGCAGUGACACAGGACAUGGCGAUAACUCUGCCAGUCGGGAGGAUGGCGAUGCCGAUAAACCAGAGGUUCCUGCAGGUGUUGUUCCCGCAGCAAAACCCAAAAAUGUACCCGCCUACAAUGAUAUGGUCAUUCCUCAAGGCAAGGGUCCACAAGUAUUAGAUGAACAUCUACUCAAGCUAACGGAGCUGCCGAGUGACCAAAACAAUGACGAGGCCACCCUGCGGCAACGGAUUCAGCAUAUCAGGAGCCUUGAUCUAGGCCCUGCGAAGACCGCCGCCAUGAUGCAGCGGCUCAUGAUGGGCAAAUUUGUGGAUGAGCUCAACCGCCCCAGCCCAACCCCCACGCUUGAAGCCCCACUAACCAGAGAUCCUUCGGAGGCAGAAAAAGCGCCCACAUACCACAAUACAGGUGCACUCGGUUGUGCACACUACCAGCGCAACUGCAAACUCCAGUGCCACCAAUGUCUUGGUUGGUACACUUGCAGGUUUUGCCACGACGAGUCCCCAGAGAUUAGCGGCUCUUCGCACCCACAUAGCUUCCAGCGUGCGGAGACUCGACAGGUUAUGUGCAUGCGUUGCAAUCACGUUCAGGCGCCUCAGAAGGACUGUGAAAACUGCGACGAGGAGUUCGCAAUGUAUUUCUGCCCAGAAUGCAAGCUAUACGACAAUGAUGAAACGAAGGACAUUUACCACUGCGCCAAGUGCGGUAUUUGCAGGCUUGGACUUGGACUGGGUCUGGACUUCUUUCACUGUGAUGGCUGUCAGGCUUGUCUUUCUAUUGAGUUACAGGGGAACCAUAAGUGCAUCGAGCGAGCGACAAUGUCUAGUUGUCCAAUCUGCGGCGACUUUAUGUUCACCUCGGUGAAGCCAGUGGUAUAUAUGUCGCCCUGCGGCCAUGCUAUCCACCAACAUUGUUUCGACGAGUACACAAAGCACUCAUAUAAGUGCCCCUCCUGUCAAGUGUCGAUACUGAACAUGGAAGCUCAAUUUAGAGUUCUCGACAAGGAAAUCGAAGAACAGCCACUGCCAGCACCUUACUGCGACUGGAUUUGCUAUGUAUCCUGCAACGAUUGCAAGGCCAAAAGCACAUGUAAGUAUCACAUUCUGGGGCUCCGUUGCGGCAAUUGCAUGAGUUAUAAUACUUCGCAGCUAAAGCUUGUCAAGCCUGAGGAGGCUGCUACACACGACAACGCAGCAGAAUUCGAUACCAUAACGCAGAGUAACAGCAGUUUUGACUCUUUGAAUGUCAUGCGGCAGGAAUUGCUGCGUGGCCAGUUUCAACGUGAGGAGGUCUCCCCGCUGAUCACUGUUGAAAAGGGCGGGAUGCUUUCAAACAUUGAACAGUACAUGAAUGGGUAUUUCCAUGAUGACACCCAGGGUGCAAGUGAGGGUGCAAGCGCCGAUCACGGCGACUUUAGUUCGCAGAAUUUGUUCAACACAGCAGGGUUUUUCAAGAAUAACAAUAGAAACGAAAAUCAAUCGGGAGACGCUACAGUAGGUAGCUCUUCGAUGGCUAGAGCCCCCUCUUUGACUGAGAGGCUACGGCAGUUCAUAAAUGAUGCGCCGCCUCAGCUAUCCAUCUCUGAUGCGUUCCAGAAAUUUAUACAGGGGAGUCACCAAGGACUAUCAUCUGGCGAUGAGGAUGACUGCUCAUCCCAGGCUUCUGCAUGA
Molecule: messenger RNA, 1995 nt
Organism: Lachancea thermotolerans CBS 6340
Lineage: Eukaryota; Fungi; Ascomycota; Saccharomycetes; Saccharomycetales; Saccharomycetaceae
Product: RING finger and CHY zinc finger domain-containing protein
Exons: 1
Coding region: 1-1995 (664 amino acids)
Biological process (GO): protein ubiquitination; ubiquitin-dependent protein catabolic process
Cellular component (GO): nucleus
Molecular function (GO): ubiquitin protein ligase activity; zinc ion binding
Source: RefSeq, a predicted model, not a curated record